This is a messenger RNA of Paramecium tetraurelia, 1608 nucleotides long. RefSeq lists its product as uncharacterized. Gene Ontology annotation, cellular component: nucleus. NCBI's taxonomy places the organism in Eukaryota, Ciliophora, Oligohymenophorea, Peniculida, Parameciidae. Gene Ontology annotation, biological process: mRNA processing. Gene Ontology annotation, molecular function: RNA binding. The transcript is spliced from 5 exons. The record is from RefSeq and is a predicted model, not a curated record.
AUGGACGAUUUAGAUUUUGAGCAAUUCCAGCGAUACAUACAAUAGGAGCAUCAUCAAAGUUAUAAGCAUGAUUCCAAGUUGAAUGACAAAGAAAAGGAUCGCGGACAUGAUAAAAAUAAAGAUAAGCAUAAUAGGGAGAGUCAUAAGGAAAGAGAAAAGGAGAGGGAGAGGGAAAGGGAUAAGAGUGCAGAAAAAAAGAAAAAGAAGAAGGAGGAGAAAAAGGAUAAGAAAAAAAGAUCAAGAUCAGCAUCAAAAUCAUCGAAGAAAAAAAAGAGCAAGAAAGACAAGGAUAGAGAAAAAGAGAAAGAAUAACAUUAAUAAGCAAUUACCACUUAGAUAUUAAUGACUAAUGAUAUCUAAAAGAAGAGGGAAAUAGCUAAAUAGAGGAAAAUUGAAAUUAUGGAAGCAGAAAUAAGAGAGUUGGAAAGGAAAAUUGUUGAAGUAGAAAGAGAACUAGAAGAGGCUCAUAGAUAGGAUUUGACUGUUUUAAUGUAUUGUUUGCCAUUGAAAGCAAAAGAAAAGCACAUAUAUUAGUUUUUCCAAACCUUCAAUUGCGGCAAAAUUAGAGAUAUCAGAAUUAUAAGAGAUCAAAAAUCAGGUAGAUCUAGAGGAGUAGCAUAUGUUGAGUUUUAUUAAGAGGAAUCCAUUCCCAUGGCCCUAGCACUAAAUGAUAGAUUGUUUAUUAUGGAUGGUCAAUAAGUAGGCACAAUUCCAGUUAAAAUAUAAUUGAGUUAAGCUGAAAAAAAUAGAGCUGCCAGAGAUUAGAAGAAUAUGCAAAUUAAAUAAAACAAACUAUAAUCCAUCUAAGACUUACAAAAUAUGAAUGGUCCUGCAAGAGUUCAAAUUACAGGCAUGGCUGAGCAACUCUAAAAAAUUAAUGAAGAAGACAUAAGAGAAGCUUUUGUGCCCUUUGGUACUAUUGACACUGUAGAAAUCCCCAAAGAUGAAUAAGGAAGGAUGACAGGAGUUCUUUAUGUUACUUAUGAAAAAGCAGAAUCAGCGAGGAAUAUGAUUGAAGUCAUUAACAAUUAGCAAUUUUUAUUGAAUGGAAAACCCAUAAAAGUUUAGCUGGUUUCUGGGGCCAAUAAUUAUAUGGACUUAUAAUUAGAUGAUGAUUUAGUUUAGAAUCCUGUAAUGAGAAUUACCCUCAUGAAAAAAUUAAUGGAUGACAACUUAAUUGAUAAUAUCAAUUUACCUCCUUUGAUGUCAUAAUUAGGCUUAACUGUUCAAAGAAUCCUAAAUAUUAUACAAUCUCCUAAUCCCUCUUUAGGUUGUAUAUCAGGUUGGAUGCCUCUUAAACACAAUCCACCGGCUUGUCCAUGCAUCACCAAAGUCAUUGUAUUGACUAAUAUGUGGACUGAUUUGGAAAUUUCUAAUUAAGCUGCCAUUGUAGAACUAAAAGAAGAAGUUGAGAAUGAAUGCAAAAAGUAUGGUGAAAUUGAGAUGGUAUGGGUUGAUAAAAAGAAUGAAGGAAAUGUUAUUGUUGUAUUCAAAUAAUGGGAAGCUGCUAAAUAAGUAAAUGUAUUAAUGAACAACAGAAAAUUCGGCAAUAAAGUUGUUUAAAGUUAUUUCAUUACAGAAAGUCAAUUCAUGAGCAUCAUCAAAUGA